AUGAUUGCAAAGCGUCUGGUUGCUGGUGUGGUGGUCCUUCUGGUGCUUGUUGUGGUCCUGUUCCUGUUCCUAGUCAUAGGUGAGGGGAAGAAAAAUCUUGCUCCCCCAGCAGCCAACUUCUUAAGAGCUGCUGUCGCUGCUGAUGCUGGAAAGUGUUCAGAAAUCGGAAGGGAUAUUUUAAAGAAAAACGGUUCAGCAGUGGAUGCUUCCAUUGCUGCAUUACUCUGUGUUGGCCUUCUUAACCCACACAGCAUGGGUAUUGGAGGAGGGGGGUUCUUUGUCAUCUACAGUGCCUCUUCAGGUGAAUUAGAAACCAUCGAUGCAAGAGAGACGGCGCCCAAGAAAGCCACUGAAGACAUGUUUGGCAACAACACACAACUUUCACGUAUAGGUGGACUGUCCAUCGCCAUCCCAGGGCAGAUUCGUGGCUAUGAGAUGGCACACAAGAGACAUGGUAGGCUGCCAUGGAAAGAGCUGUUUGAGCCAAGUAUCACCUUAGCUCGAGAAGGCUUUCCCAUUGGGAAAUCCUUAGCUCGUGCCAUCUAUAGAAGCAGAGAUUCCAUACAAGGAAACGCUAAUCUUUGUGAAGUGUUUUGUGAUUCGCAAAAAAGCAUUCUCAGGGAAAAUGACUUGAUAAGAUUUCCAAAGCUGGCAGACACAUACCAGAGAAUAGCAGAAGAGAGUCCUGACAUAUUCUAUAAUGGCUCAAUAGCACAGAGACUCGUGGAAGACAUCCAGGCAGCAGGUGGGAUUAUAACCUUGGAUGAUUUAUUGGAGUACCAGCCAGUGCUGAAUGAAAAUCCCCUGAAGCUGAGUGUGGGGGAUUACACUAUGUAUGUCCCAGACGCCCCCUCCAGUGGACCAGUGUUGGCACUCAUUCUCAACAUACUUAAUGGAUACAAUUUUACGGAAUCAAGCGUUUCCACCCCUGAGAAAAAGACCCUGACGUAUCAUCGCAUCAUAGAGGCUUUCCGUUUUGCUUAUGCCAAGAGAAGCAGACUCGGGGAUCCACGUUUUCUCAAUGUUACAGAUCUUAUCCAAAACAUGACAUCCACCUACUUUGCUGAAGGCAUAAGGAUGAAAAUUACGGAUGAUACCACACAUCCAGACGUUUACUAUGAGCCGGAUUAUUUUGUUCCUGACAACCACGGAACAGCUCAUCUGUCAGUUAUAGCUGAAGACGGAAGUGCCGUGGCAGCCACCAGCACCAUUAAUCGAUAUUUUGGGUCCAAAGUCAUGUCCCGAUCAACUGGAAUCAUCUUUAACGAUCAAAUGGAUGACUUCAGCUCUCCAUACAUCACCAAUGGCUUUGGAGUCCCUCCCUCACCUAACAACUUCAUCCAACCAGGAAAAAGGCCUCUGUCUUCCAUGUCUCCCACCAUAAUCUUUGAUGAAGAAAAAAGGGUUAAAAUGGUUGUCGGAGCAUCUGGGGGCACAAAAAUUACCACAUCUACUGCCUUGGUCAUCUUGAACUCUUUGUUCUUUAAGUACAACCUGAGGAAAGCGGUGACUGAGCCGCGAGUGCACAAUCAGCUCAUUCCAAAUAUGACAGUGGUGGAGCAUGGUUUUGAAAAGAAAAUCCUUGACGGUCUAAUCUGGAAGAAUCAUGCAACACUGCUGCAGGGUCCAGAUUCUGUGGUUCAGGUGGUGUUGCGACAGGGAGCGAAUCUCUGUGCAGAAUCGGACCCUAGGAAAGGAGGAUACCCUGCCGGAUACUGA
Molecule: messenger RNA, 1719 nt
Organism: Nerophis lumbriciformis (worm pipefish)
Lineage: Eukaryota; Metazoa; Chordata; Actinopteri; Syngnathiformes; Syngnathidae
Source: RefSeq, a predicted model, not a curated record